This is a messenger RNA of Fopius arisanus, 807 nucleotides long. RefSeq names its product cyclin-dependent kinase-like 1. Gene Ontology annotation, molecular function: ATP binding; protein serine/threonine kinase activity. The transcript has 4 exons. Lineage: Eukaryota; Metazoa; Arthropoda; Insecta; Hymenoptera; Braconidae. Gene Ontology annotation, cellular component: nucleus. The record is from RefSeq and is a predicted model, not a curated record. Gene Ontology annotation, biological process: protein phosphorylation. The coding region runs from base 144 to 722 and encodes 192 amino acids.
AGAGUGGGGAGUUUUCUAAAUAAUAAAUAAUUGUAAGCCAAAUUGGGAUAGCGCGAGCGCGCGCGCGUGCUUGGUCAGUGUAGGUAUUUGGAGUACAUCAUGUACUCGAGGUAUAAGCCCAUAAGGGGUUUGACCCCUGGUCAAUGGCGAGAACAAGGCUAGUCAGUCUCCAACUGUGUGACAUGCUAUUUGCGCAGCAGUUUGCAUUGCCCUGCCUAGGGAGGCAUAAGAAAUCUGGCGCACCGAGUAAAACAAUGGAAAGAUAUGAAAGAUUGGCACGGCUUGGAGAGGGCAGCUAUGGGGUUGUUUUUCAAUGCCGAGACAGGCAGACAGGAAAAUUAGUAGCAGUUAAAAAAUUUCUACAGACAGAAGACGAUCCACUCAUUCGCAAAAUUGCCCUUCGAGAAAUUCGUUUACUCAAGAAUUUAAAACAUCCCAAUCUGGUGAAUUUACUAGAGGUCUUUCGGAAAAAAAGGAAAUUGCAUUUAGUAUUUGAAUAUUGCGAGCACACUCUUCUCAAUGAAAUGGAAAAAUAUCCCCACGGUUGUCCGGAGCAUCUAAUACGACAAUUGAGUUGGCAAAUUCUCCAAGGAGUGGCAUAUUGUCAUAGAUUGGGAUGUGUUCAUCGGGAUGUGAAACCCGAAAAUAUUCUUAUUACUGCAGACGGUGUUGUCAAGCUGUGUGAUUUUGGUUUUGCACGGAUGCUGAGUCCCGGUGGGUGAUACCCAGUAUGGAACACCAGUUGAUGUUUGGGCAAUUGGAUGUGUUUUCGCUGAGCUGAUCAGAGGCGAGGCUUUGUGGCCAGGA